Molecule: messenger RNA, 672 nt
Organism: Penicillium coprophilum
Lineage: Eukaryota; Fungi; Ascomycota; Eurotiomycetes; Eurotiales; Aspergillaceae
Exons: 1
Coding region: 1-672 (223 amino acids)
Source: RefSeq, a predicted model, not a curated record
AUGGACGACUGGUGGCAUCGGACAUCAGAUGCUCAUCUCGAAGCUCAUACUCCUCUGGAUGAGUGGAAAUGGGAUUAUAAGAAAUUCGGCUACAAGAAUUCCGACGCUCUGUUUACCACACUACAUGCGGAAUACAACACCCUCAAAUGCGCAAUUCAAGACCCAUACGCUUGGCAUAGCGACGUCAGGGAGAUUGCAAGAGCUGCCAGCACUAAGGAUGAAUUCUUAACUCGGCUCAAAAAGAGACAAAGAGAGAGGUUUGAUGAGCUCCAAGAAGCCUGGGAGACGACUAAAGCGUUGUUGACCGCCGAGCCCGACCGCUUGGAUAAUCCGCCGCCUAGGGCUAUCUUAUGGAGUUCUUUUAUACAAAUUGCUCGAAAUUACUCAUACGAUUCCCUCCUCGCAUACUUUGGCUCCUACGUAAUUGACGAAACUGUCGAAACUGAAGACCGAACCGCUACUUCGCCUCUACCAUCAACCCACAUCAAGACCCGUUCCACCAAAACUCCGCAGCCAAAAAGGAAAGCAAAAGGGAAAAUGGCAACGUCAUCCGGGGUGGCCAAGCCCUCGCCCAGGCCCUCGAAAUCGAAGUAUGAACAGGACAGCAGUGGGCAGAGUGUUGUGCGGAGAAGUAUCCGGUUGCGACAACGUGCUCAACAAGCCAGGCAGUAA